AGGAAUACGUAAUAACUUACUUACAAAAGAUCUUCAUUUCCAAUUGAAUGGAGAAGCAAAUGUUGCGAAGUGGGACCACAUUGAGCAGCUGUAUUUCUUAGAUACAGAAGACCAAGACGUUCGUCUGUGUUCAAAACUAACAGACGAACACGUAAUUCGAGGAAAAAUUAGAAAAAUGCGGGUCAAAUGCUGUACGCAAGUUUUUAGUCACCAAGUUGCAUCUUACAUGAAGAAAAUAUUAAGUUGGAAUGUACCUUUGAACCUGGAUAAGGAUGCAAUCGAAACAGCAAAUUUAAUUUUCUUUUUGGACAAGCUUUUUGACUCCCUAAAUUCAAGUAAAAAGUUUGAAGUAGCAGGCAAGCCUUUAAAAGCGGGGGUGUCAGCAGGUAGCUCCCACAUUUCUUUUUGGUACGAGGCAAUAAAAAUAUUAGAAACCAUGAAAUAUAAAGUAGGUACUAAUUUUAUCAUUGUUCCAUCUAUCAAAAAUUUAAUUAUUACUAUAAGAGGAUUUAUAUAUCUUUGUCAAAUACUAAUAUCCUUAUAUCCAAAAGCAUAUAUAUUGACAAGGGUUAUCCAACAGGAUGCCCUAGAAAAUUUUUUUUCAUGUGUUAGGGGAUAUAGUGGAAGGGAAAAUAAUCCCAGUGUUAAUCAUUUUAUAACCUCGUUUAAGGCUUUGUUAACUAAUAAUUUUAUGUCGAGACAUUCACCAGGGGCCAAUUGUGAGGAGGAUGAGACUGACGGGCCCUUGGAUAAUUUUAAACAUUUCAUUUUAAAUGAUAAUUUCCAAAAACAAGAUGUUAGCGAAGAAAAAAGUACAAAUAUCGAAGAAAAUAUUAAAAGCCUUCCUCCUGCUUUAAUUAUAAGAAGAUCAAAAAUAGCUAAAUGCACUUAUAAUUAUAUAUCUGGAUUUAUUUUAAGAAAAAUGAAUAAGUUAAUUAAAUGUGAACGAUGUAAACAAAACAUGUCUGGUAGAGAUCAAAUGGUGGAUCUUGAUUUCAUUCAAGCCCGACAAUAUGAAAAUUGUAAGUUAGCGAUUCCAGGAACCUAUCUUAAUUAUUUAGUUAGUGAGGCAUUAACAAGGCUAUUUUACUUAAUACCUAGAGUAUGUGACAGGGAAAAAGUUUCCAUAGUGUUACAAAACAUUUUGUCAAAAGAGAUUUACACUAAUUUACUUAAUUGUAGUAAGCAUAACGAUACAAACAAGAUCUUUUUAAAGUAUGUAGUAAGGUGCUCUCUUUUUUUUUGGUGCAAAAAAAUUAAUCUAAUAUUAAAAGGCAAAGACGAAAAAUUUGUCAAAUAUUUAAGACUUCAACCUAACAAGAAAAGCAUUGACCCGAUAAAAAUAAGUGCUUAUAGGAAAUUUCAAAAAAAAAUAAAAAAAAAGAAAUAAAAAUAAGUUAAAAACUCAUCUUCCUGUUAACUAUAGAAUUUUAGAUAUACCAUUGACUUCUACUAAUAUUGCAUCAAUAAACCGAUUGAUUCAUUGUGUGGGGCUUAAUAUUUUUAAGCUGCUUUUAUAGAAUACAGAGUCGGCCUUCAAAUUAUUAAACUCAUAUUUUAAUUUUUGAAAUAAUUUUAUAAAUAAAGGUUUUUCAUAGACUAUUUCACUAGAGUGUUUUACACCAGUAAAAUAGCAUAGCAACAGCCUGUUUUCUAGUGGCAAAACACUUACCUAAUCCUACCUGGCCAAAACCAACUUUUUUUUUUGGAAUUUUGAUUAAUCUCGUGAAAUAGUCUUGUCCAAUACCGCUCAAGAAAAAAUUUUGCUUGCAAAAUUUUCUCCUGGUUUUAUUCAGUAUUAUACUGGUUUUAUUAUUGUAGUAUUAGGUAUAUACGAUAAAAUACAUAUUUCUAAGAAUACUUCUCUAAGUUCGAAUAAACCCGACGACCACCGGUUGGAUUAAAGGUAUCCUUUUUAUUAUUUUCGCAUAGAGGUAAUAAAUUUGGUUUUUCUAGCUCCAUCUCUGCUGGAAAAGUAUUAAUGUAAAUUUUGGGUCGUUUCAUGGCCUAAGUGAAUAUGUAUAAUGGAAAAGUGAACGAUAUAUCUAAAAUUGUACUGUACAGGGCGAGUUUUUUUAUGUUUAGAAACAAGAAACUCGGACACUUUGAAUUGUCCUAACUUCGUAAAUAUUAUCUUUAGAAAAAAAAGUUAAAUACAAAAAUUAUAGGAAUUGAACUCUAAAUCAUAUGACAUAAAAGUUUUUUAAGAACACA
This is a messenger RNA of Anthonomus grandis grandis, 2214 nucleotides long. RefSeq lists its product as uncharacterized. The record is from RefSeq and is a predicted model, not a curated record. Bases 176 to 1390 code for a protein of 404 amino acids. The transcript is spliced from 2 exons. NCBI's taxonomy places the organism in Eukaryota, Metazoa, Arthropoda, Insecta, Coleoptera, Curculionidae.